AUGGUUGACGCGUUCACGCUAUUAGACCAAUCAGGGGAACCCCCUAGUUCGGCUACGCUCAGAUUGAUUUGUGAGGUGUCAAAUUUAGUUGCGACGCUGUGCCCGUUAGCAUAUACGAUGGCGGAGGAAAGCGAGAGAAGUGAGGAAAAUGUGGUAUCUGAAGAAGAACUUGUGGUAAAAAGGAACAGCACUUCGGCUAUAUGGAAUUAUUUCGGAUUUAGGAGAGAUGACGCGUUACAAACACAGGUACUGUGUAAAACAUGCAGAACAGUGGUGGCAACUUCACGAGGAAACACAACCAACCUCCAUCACCACCUGCAAUACAAUCAUAAAGAGCUUCACGAACAAUUCAAAACAAGCCAAACAACAAAACCAAAAACAUCGAGUAGCAAAUCUAAAACUUUGCCAUCACUACAACAACAGUCAAUUUCUCAGAGUUUUGCGAGUGUGACUCCUUAUGAAACAACAUCCAAACGCCACAAAGAAAUCACGGAGGCCAUAACUCGUUAUUUGGCAAAAGACAUGAUGCCUAUAAACACAGUGACUAAACCCGGUUUUGUGAGCCUGAUAACCAAAUUGGACCGAAGAUACCAGAUUCCAUCACGGACUUAUUUUUCGCAAGUCGCCAUACCAAAAAUGUAUGACGUAUUCAGGGAGAACGUGAAAUCGGAACUGAGUAAAGUUGAAAACUACGCUUGUACCACAGAUCUUUGGUCCAGUCGAACGACAGAGCCCUAUAUCAGCCUCACUGUGCACUUUCUGGAUCAAGACUUUGAACUGAAAACGCGAUGUCUAGAGACAGCCUACUUCCCCGGACAACACAACGCAGAAAACAUUGCGAGUGGACUAAGUGAUGCUUUGGCCAGCUGGCAAUUGCGGGAAGAUCAGCUGGUUUGCAUCACCACCGACAACGGGGCAAACGUUGUGAAAGCCACAGAACUCAACCACUGGGUCAGACUUCAGUGCUUUGGCCAUAGGCUGCAUCUUGCCAUUGGAAAUGCUGUUAAGGAUGACAGCCGCAUUGACCGUGCUGCUGGGCUGUGCAAAAAAUUGGUGGGACAUUUUUCCCACAGCUGGAAGCAGAAGAUGGCACUGAAAAAAGCACAACAGGAGCACAACCUCCCUGAGCACUCACUCAUUACAGAAUGUCCAACUAGGUGGGGCUCGAGGCAAAAGAUGAUUGAGAGGGUCUUGGAGCAGCGGCGGGCCAUUACUGAUGUCCUAUCGGCAGACCGGAAAACAAGGCAUCUGGUUCCCUCCUGGCAGGACCUGGACGUACUAGAGUCUGUAAACCUGGCAUUACGCCCUUUGCAGGAAUUUACUGAUGCUCUUUCCGGGGAAGUCUAUGUCAGUGUUUCAUAUGUAAAACCCGUCCUUCAUCUUUUAAAGACAUCAGUUCUUGUAGAAAAGGAAGAUGACACAGAUUUGACAAAGUCCAUAAAAGUGAAAAUCCUGGAUUACAUGAAUACCAAGUAUGAUGACCCAGAAACACAAGAACUUCUGGACAUCGCAUCCUUCAUGGACCCCAGGUUCAAGGUCACCUACAUCAGCAGGGAAAAAGUUGAGGACAUCAAGAGCAGGAUCAUGUUGGAAAUGAAAGACUCAGCACAGAAGGAGGGUACACCAUCUGAGAACACAGAUGCCCAGACCAUGGAGCCACCCAGCGAAAAAAAGACAAAGCGAUCAUUGGGAAGUUUGCUCAAAACAAAUCCAAGCACUCCAACAGCAUCUUUAAUGGAUCUGGAGCAAGCUGUUGAAGCUGAACUUAACAGCUACUUGUUCUCCCCCAUCAUUCACAGUGAAGCAGACCCUUUGGCCUGGUGGAAACUCCACCAGGUCACCUACCCUAAGCUGACCAAACUUGCCCGGAAGUAUCUUUGUAUACCUGCGACUAGUUCUCCCUCAGAGAGGCUGUUCAGCACUUCAGGGAAUGUGGUAACAUGUCAACGUACAUGUUUGAAACCUAGCAAAGUUAACAUGCUGGUUUUCUUGGCCAAGAACUUGCCCUAA
Paramisgurnus dabryanus is the source of this 2010-nucleotide messenger RNA. RefSeq names its product E3 SUMO-protein ligase ZBED1-like. Gene Ontology annotation, molecular function: DNA binding. NCBI's taxonomy places the organism in Eukaryota, Metazoa, Chordata, Actinopteri, Cypriniformes, Cobitidae. The record is from RefSeq and is a predicted model, not a curated record.